Molecule: messenger RNA, 2125 nt
Organism: Acipenser ruthenus (sterlet)
Lineage: Eukaryota; Metazoa; Chordata; Actinopteri; Acipenseriformes; Acipenseridae
Product: myb-related transcription factor, partner of profilin-like
Exons: 4
Coding region: 328-1575 (415 amino acids)
Biological process (GO): regulation of transcription by RNA polymerase II
Cellular component (GO): nucleus
Molecular function (GO): DNA-binding transcription factor activity, RNA polymerase II-specific; RNA polymerase II cis-regulatory region sequence-specific DNA binding
Source: RefSeq, a predicted model, not a curated record
UGCUUCCUGAAACGCAGAAAAAAAAAAAAAAAAAAGUCUGUUAAUCUCAUUAUACUACAGAUGCAGUUGAUUAUUAAACAUACUUAUUAGCAACCUGUUUUUGGAUCUUUUUUUAAUGUUUUAUAUUUGCUCAGUUUUGAAUUUAGUACUCAUAUUUGUGUUGCUUUUUAGUGUUGCCAUGGUGACCUCCACAGGAAGAACAAAUUGCGCUGCAGCGUGGUAAGUAACUGGACUUUCUGAAUUGCCGCAGCGCCAUCAGAGACACCAAUACACUCCUACCUAGCCUACAAAUUCACAGGAACUGAAAGCAGGCACUGGUAUCAGAAGAUGCAGGCCAGGGAACGGAUGCGCAAACAUAAAUUCACAGAAGCAGAGUUGGAUGUUUUAAUCGAAGAAGUGACUCAAAAAGAAGACGUUUUGUUUGGUUUGCAAGGGAACUGUAUGACAACCUAUGAGAAAAAUAAGAUAUGGGUUGAAAUAGCACACAGACUCCAUGCCACGUCUGGUAUGCAUCGCACUGUAAGUGAAAUAAAAAGAAGGUGGCAAGACCUUAAACGCAGGACAAAGCAGAAGGUUGAAGAUGCAAGAUUUCACGUCUCAACUACCAGCCCGUCUUCUCUCUUGUAUUUGACUGCGAUGGAGCAGAGAGUCUAUGACUCCUUGAAUAUCCAGACAGUUGUAAAAGAGGAAGAACAAGACAUUCCUCGGUCAUCUCCACACGAAGUUUAUCGAUACCUCUCUAGGGCCAGUUUCAGCCUCAACGACAUGGCUGAGAAACCCAGUCCAUACUCUCACCACUCUCUGUGUGAAGAAGUGUCUCCUCCCAAAGACACCUUUCCAAUUAUAAUCACAGGCUCUGAAAAAAGUGAGGAAUCUCCUUUACCACAACCAUCGAUUCUACAGACUCAACAAUGUGUGGAAUCUACACAAGCACCUGUACUUCUAAAACCACAUAUGUACACAGAGCAGUACACAGAACAGUCUACCAGCAUGCCUUUUACAAACCAUGAAACUCAUGUUGUGAACCAAGAGUGUGACAAUAUCCAGUCUCAAAGCCCUGAGGAGCCACUGGGCUGUCUUCCCCACACAGAAGAAGCACUUCCUACCUGUGAAACCCAGCAAGCCUCUUUUCCUGGACUGCGCAACCCUCGGAGGAUCCAGAACAGUCCCAACAGGAUCGUGUCAGUCGGGCACUUUGAGCAGCAGCUGCUGAGGGCUCACCGGGAGCACACUGCUGUCGUCAAGGAGGGCUUCAGAGCCCUGACCAGGCAGAACAGACUGAUUUACAGGGAAAUGUGCGAAACCAACAAGAACAUUGCGCGCAUCGCAUCCCGCCUAGCGGAGAAAAACGAAAGUGUGUCAGAUUUAGCCGAAGAGUUAGCGGGGAUCCACCACAAGAUAACGGAGAGCAUCGACACAACUAACUGCCUUCAGGACAGGGUGAUAGAUUUGUUGGCUUCGCAGCAGGAGCGAUCAGUCAUCGUUGUGCCAAGUGCUGUGAAAGGCACCGCUUUACCCUCCUCUUCAUCUGCAGAGGUGCCGGCCACAGCUGUACUUAAACAUGAAAUAGACUGACUGCCAAAUGCAAUAGACAAAGACAUGUAUAAUGUGUGUUUUACAUAAUAUUUGAUGUACUACUGUACUAUACUGUACUCAUUUGUUGUAAAUCGCAUAAUAGCAUUACUGACAUUGAUAGAUUUUACUAAGCUUUUGAUCCAAUUCAAUGACUGACCCAUUUUUUUCUAAAGUGAAAAUAGCAGUACUAGAUUUAUAAUGUAAUGUUUCCAUGGCUAUCCUUACACUGCCUAUAAAUAAGUACCCCAAAACUGUAACAGAGAUUGCAAUUAUAACUAAAAUUGUUACUUGGUGCUGUACCUCUAGGGGCAGUGAUGCCAGGAGGGGUCACCAGAGGGAGAGAUAUAUGUUUGGCACUUAUUCAGUGUUUUGAUUGACAAGUGUUUAAGUUCAGAAAUUCAUAUUAUAUCGUAUUUAUUUGUAUUUUUGUAUAGCUAUUGUAAGAUAAUUAGCGGAGAACACAAGUUGGAUGGAGGUGCAACUAUUAGUCUAUUAAUUGAUUUAUUGAUAACCAUGGCUUUUAUUUUGCAUAUUUGGAGGCUCACGUAGU